GUGAAUAUAAGCGCCUUCAUUGCGCGCGUUGCAACAGCUGGUGUGACAAGUAGCAUGGGAUGGGCUAUCUGGACGAUGAAAGAUAAUCUCGAAGAUGAACCCAGCGACGAUAUGUACAGCGCUUGUGUCUCUGCUGCCGCCAUGUGGAUCCUAUGUGCUGGUCAGUGGUUGUUCGUGCGGGCUGUCCAGGCUCCUGAGGAGGAUGAGGACGCUCCUCGGUUGUGGAACACUGGGUCCAGAUACCAUGGUCCGAUCUUUGGGAUGGAGAGAUGGAAUUUCUGGCAGAAGGCAUUUGAGGCUGCAGCGGAGCGAGAAAUUGCGGCUGCUGAGUGUAGAAGCUUGGCUAGUAAGGCCAAGGAUCUUAUGUCUGCUAUUGCGAAAGGGAUGACUUGGUAA
This is a messenger RNA of Aspergillus ibericus CBS 121593, 396 nucleotides long. Its product is annotated as DUF3632 domain-containing protein. NCBI's taxonomy places the organism in Eukaryota, Fungi, Ascomycota, Eurotiomycetes, Eurotiales, Aspergillaceae. The annotation marks the transcript as partial. The transcript has a single exon. The record is from RefSeq and is a predicted model, not a curated record.